GCGUAAAGUCGGAACAUAACAGUCGUGUGUGUGCGUCCGUGGAGAAUGUAAGGUGUGCGAGAGUGUUUGGCGAGCGGUGCGUGUGUACGAUGUGGCGCGGCGCCUCGGCACCCUUGUCUCUUCCACCCCCGACGCCCGAAAGCUCCCAACACCCCCGCCUGCACCCUUGAUGCUCGCGACGCCGGCCGUUUACGUUAUCGAACGAAUGCGCGCGCAUUGAAUUUUGCGCGAGGGGCGUUCGUCUUGACUGGCGGAUACCAAACCACACCAACACGACGGUUUGACAGAAGUUGCAGCUCUCCUGAGGAGCGCCCUCGAGGCUAUCAUCGGCAUCGUAUUCGGCAAAGUGUCGUAGUCGACGUGAUUGACCGAGAUAUUGGUCACUUCGAAAAUACACGGCGAUACCCCAAACGGUCCUUGCUUCGGCGGUCGGUCCGAACAAUCGCCGCAGAAUAUGUCGCAGAGAUAUUUCUUGGCGCGAAUUCAUACACGUACGCUGUGAUAGUGCUGAGUUUGGCUGUAUUAACACUGUGCGAUGGAUAUUAGAAAAGCGAACCGUCGAACCGAGUCAACGAAAUGAUACUCGAAUAAAAGAUAAAAAAAAACACAAAAACAAAACAAAAACAAAACUCUCGGUAUACACCGGACACGGGCGUUGGUGCAAGAGCAAUCUUGAAAAUAAAAGAUGGACUUUCUCGCAUGACCGCAUCCCGCAGCUCCUGACGAUCGACCAACCGUGUCACAAUAGUAAACAAGUGCAGUGCUUCGACGACGCGCCAUAACAGGUGAACCGUACAGGUAGAGAGCGGAGCAAGUAGUAGGGAAAUCGAAUGCACAACAAAUAGAGAAUCUGGAAUUAAAAACCGAAUCACUGUCAUCGAGCAUCGAGAUCCUCGCUGGGAAACGGGAGGAGGAUAGGAGGAGGAACUACGGAGUGGAAAAAGAACGAACGAAGAAGCAAUCGAUCGGUCCUCGCCAUUUUGCUGGCGUUAUACUCGUCGCGGUUGUCCGCGGUGCAUCGUCCCCUUGGAAGAAGGGUCGCGACAAGGAGGAGCGCCUUCGCUCCCGAGGUUGCCAAGACCAAGACGAGGGGCCUACGGUUUCGCUGGGGGUUUUAGGGUAUUGAUCGUCCUCGAGGAGGGUGCCGUGUUGCGGUGCAGGGCGGCCAUAUUAAGUGCCCGAAGCUCAAGACCGAAGGCAGGCUGGGCGGUAGGCUGAGCGAGGUGGUGGGUCCCGCCGUGGAGGAGGCCAUUGAGCCCUGGGAUGCACCCUCGCUGACGGGACCCAGCGGGACUUCCACGCCGAGGCAGGCGUCACCUCCUCCGCCGUCACCCCCGUUGCCACGCACCCCGUCGUCGCCGAGUCCUCCGCGACCUCCGCGACCUCCGCCACCCCCUCCCCCGCCCCAACAGCAGACCCAAGUGCUCGUACCCUUUCGGCCGAAACUCGUGCCCGCCAGGGCCCAAACGAAAAAAAUGGGCACCGUGUUGUCGUUCAGUCCGCGGGACCGCCGGGGCUCGGGAUACCCCACCGCGGCUCAUCAGCAUCCCACCGAUUUUGCCUUGAAUAACUUUAAUUACGAACAACUGAACAACGCGAAGAAUCGGGAGAACAAGGGUACCUCGUCGGUGGCCCCCGCCCCCACGAAUCAGCCGAACAAUAAUUCGUUACAGAACAAUAACAUCAAUCUGAACAACGACAACGCGAGAAUUAUAUCGGAGAAAAAUGCCCUCGAUAAAAACUUGAAGAAACACUCGCUGUUCAUCAACGCCUUGUCGUGGAAACGGUUCAGCACAACCAACAACAACAAGAAGAAACUCGACAACAAAAAUAAGAACAUUACCUUCAGACAACCUCUAGACAAUAUUCCAAUCGUUGACAAAAACAAGAACAUACAGACGCCACAGAUAAAAGUACCAGUCUCCAAUAACAACCACACGACGCACAAUCCGACCUGUGAAAAAUUGGUGCAAAAACCUCUGCCACCCGGACCAAGAAAGACUGUAAUCCAGGCGUCGACUUCGGAGCUGCUCAAGUGCCUCGGUGCAUACCUACACGGAAAAUGUACGCGGUUGCGCGAUUUCCAGGUUGACGACGCGGUCGUUUGGUUGAGGAAGGUCGACCGGACUUUACUUCUCCAAGGAUGGCAGGAUGUUGCCUUCAUCAACCCCGCGAACGUUGUGUUCGUGUACAUGUUGGUGCGAGAAUUGGUCGACGGCGAAGAGGCGUCGGAAAAAGAGCUUCAGGCUACCGUAUUGACGUGCCUCUAUCUGAGCUACAGUUACAUGGGUAACGAGAUAAGCUACCCCCUGAAACCGUUCCUCAUCGAGGACAACAAGGACAAAUUCUGGGACAGAUGUCUCCUAAUCGUUAAUCGACUCAGCGCUAAGAUGCUCCGCAUCAACAGCGAGCCCGGUUUCUUCACGGAAAUAUUCACCGAACUCAAGGCCUGCGGAACCGGAGAGCGAGGGACCUUGCCUGGGAGCGGUUUGGAACGGAGUCUCGUCGUCUCCGGAAUCGCCGUCCCAACCAAGGCAGCUUGACGGAGUUACACACACCUGUUGGUGCGCAUCGCCAGGCACGGCUG
Athalia rosae (coleseed sawfly) is the source of this 2587-nucleotide messenger RNA. RefSeq names its product cyclin-dependent kinase 5 activator 1 (gene Cdk5alpha). The record is from RefSeq and is a predicted model, not a curated record. Gene Ontology annotation, cellular component: cytoplasm; protein kinase 5 complex. Lineage: Eukaryota; Metazoa; Arthropoda; Insecta; Hymenoptera; Athaliidae. Gene Ontology annotation, biological process: activation of protein kinase activity; positive regulation of cyclin-dependent protein serine/threonine kinase activity. Gene Ontology annotation, molecular function: protein kinase binding; cyclin-dependent protein serine/threonine kinase activator activity. Bases 1476 to 2543 code for a protein of 355 amino acids. The transcript has 4 exons.